UUCUAUAGCAGAUUAAAUAAAUUUGCUGUUAACAUUGGUAACAGCCAUAUGUGGAUUGCCUUGGUUCGAAAAGAAAACUAUAUAAUCAGAUAAUAGUUAGAUAACUCGAUGUUUUCACGACAUAAUCCUAUAUACAAAUGACGUUCUUCCGACUCAAUAGAUUGCCACUUGUAGCAGCUGUGCUCAUUUUUGCGAAUUCUAUACGAAGUGUCGACGUUGAGUGAGAAAAAGAAAAGUGAUCUGAUCUGGUUUCUUGUAUAUAUUAUACUUAUAAUUACGUACCAAGGUUAUCGUCUUUCACACUGUUACCGGGCACAGCCACAAUACAUUGAACUGAACAGUGAACCGGCUUUAAUGCUAUAUUUGUGAACGACAGACGCUUUCAACGCAAAACUUUUUUUCAACAAUCAAUAACAAUGCUACGCUCAAUUGUAAAAAAGAUUUCUGCUCAAAAUGUCGAUACAAUCCGUAAAUUUUCCGCUGCUGCGAUUCCAGCUCCUGAUACAAAUCCUCCUAUAUUAUAUGCUGGGAUCUUUAUUGACAAUGAGUGGCAUCAAUCAAAGUCUGGGAAAACAUUUGAAACUCGCAAUCCUACCACAGAGGAAGUUAUUACUGAAGUUCAACAAGGUAAUGCUGCUGACAUAGACUUAGCUGUGCAAGCUGCCAGGAGAGCUUUUAAAUUUGGUUCACCAUGGAGGACGAUGGAUGCAUCAAAAAGAGGAGUUUUAUUGAACCGAUUAGCUGAUUUAAUUGAGCGUGAUCGUAAAUAUAUUGCAUCCCUUGAAACAUUAGAUAAUGGCAAACCAUAUUCAACAGCUUAUGGCUUUGAUGUACCAGCAAGUGCUGGAACCCUCAGAUAUUAUGCAGGAUGGGCUGAUAAAACUCAUGGAAAAGUAAUUCCUAUGGAUGGCCAAUUUCUUGCUUAUACGAGACAUGAACCAGUUGGUGUAUGUGGGCAAAUAGUUCCCUGGAAUUUCCCACUUUUGAUGGUUGCAUGGAAAUUAGGCCCUGCUUUGGCAACAGGCAACUGCGUUGUUCUUAAACCAGCAGAGCAAACUCCUCUAACAGCUUUAUAUAUAGCGCAGUUAGCAAAGGAAGCAGGUUUUCCUCCUGGAGUGAUCAAUGUUGUACCUGGUUUUGGUGAUGCUGGAGCCAGUUUAGUUCACCAUCCUGAUGUCGAUAAAGUUGCUUUUACUGGUUCUACUGAGGUUGGAAAAUUGGUAGCAGAAGGGGCGGCUAAAACUAAUUUAAAGAGGACGACAUUAGAAUUAGGAGGAAAAUCGCCAAAUAUUAUCUUUAGUGAUGCUGAUAUGGAUGAAGCGGUGGAAACAUCUCAUUUUGGCUUAUUCUUCAACAUGGGUCAAUGUUGCUGUGCUGGAUCGAGAACUUUUGUCGAAGGUUCUAUUUACGACGAGUUUGUUGAGCGAAGCGCAGCUAGAGCUAAAGCUAGAACUGUUGGAGAUCCUUUCGAUUUGAAAAAUGAAUCUGGCCCACAAAUCGAUGAAGAACAAAUGAACAAAAUUUUAAGCAUGAUUGAUGUUGGAAAAUCGGAGGGAGCUAAACUUGUUCAAGGUGGAGGUAGACUGGGCGAAAAAGGCUAUUUUGUCGCCCCAACUGUAUUCGCUGAUGUUCAAGAUAAUAUGACAAUUGCAAAGGAAGAAAUUUUUGGACCUGUGCAACAAAUAUUAAAAUUUAAUCAAAUUAGCGAGGUGAUUGAAAGAGCAAAUAAAACCGAUUAUGGGUUAGCAGCAGCAGUUUUUACUAAAGACAUUGACAAAGCUAAUUACAUUACCCAAGGAUUACGAGCUGGUACUGUUUGGGUAAAUACAUAUAAUGUAUUGGCUAAUCAAGUACCUUUUGGUGGUUACAAAAUGUCUGGACAUGGUAGAGAGCUGGGAGAGUAUGGUCUGGAAUCUUACACAGAAGUUAAAAGUGUCAUCGUGAAAGUACCGCAAAAAAACAGUUAAACAUAUCAAUGUAUGAAAUCGCAAACAUAUAUAUAAUAUGAUUCGAAGUUUUAUGCGUUUAUAAAUAGGCUAUUGAGCUAUGUUUAGAUUUAUUAUCUAUGUACAAAUAAUGCCCUUUUUGACAUUAUUUGACAUAUUUUUGAUAUUAUUCUCAAUUUGCAUAAGUUCUUUCUUAUUAUAUGGUUGGGUACGUGAGAAGUUUGCUCAACUUUCCAAUAAAAACAAUAAAAAAUAUGUGAUAAAAUAAUAUAAAAGAAUAUAACAAUGAUACAGUUUAAAAAGAAUCCAAUCUUAA
Messenger RNA from Phymastichus coffea, 2262 nucleotides. RefSeq names its product aldehyde dehydrogenase, mitochondrial (gene Aldh). Bases 417 to 1967 code for a protein of 516 amino acids. The transcript has 8 exons. Gene Ontology annotation, molecular function: aldehyde dehydrogenase (NAD+) activity. The record is from RefSeq and is a predicted model, not a curated record. NCBI's taxonomy places the organism in Eukaryota, Metazoa, Arthropoda, Insecta, Hymenoptera, Eulophidae.